CGUCUGCCCUUGUUAAUUACCAGCAACACAGACCUGGGGGCUCCGCUCGGGAUUUGCCCGCCCGCAAGCAGCUCUAGGCGCCCGUUUUCUCCCUCAUCUCUCUCGCCGCUGUCCAGGUGCACCGCCUGAUUCACCGCAGAGGAUGGACAUGAUGGACGGCUGCCAGUUCUCGCCUUCCGAGUACUUCUACGAGGGCUCCUGCAUCCCGUCCCCCGAGGGCGAGUUUGGGGAUGAGUUUGAGCCACGAGUGGCUGCCUUCGGGGCUCAUAAAGCAGAGCUGCAGGGCUCAGACGAGGACGAGCACGUGCGAGCGCCGACAGGCCACCACCAGGCCGGCCACUGCCUCAUGUGGGCCUGCAAAGCAUGCAAGAGAAAGUCCACCACUAUGGAUCGACGGAAGGCAGCCACCAUGCGCGAGCGGAGACGUCUGAAGAAGGUCAACCAGGCCUUCGAGACUCUCAAGAGGUGCACCACGACCAAUCCCAACCAGAGGCUGCCCAAGGUAGAGAUUCUCAGGAAUGCCAUCCGCUACAUAGAGAGCCUGCAGGAGCUGCUGAGGGAACAGGUGGAGAACUACUACAGCCUGCCGGGACAGAGCUGCUCUGAGCCCACCAGCCCCACCUCCAACUGUUCGGACGGCAUGCCCGAAUGUAACAGCCCUGUCUGGUCCAGAAAAAGCAGCAGUUUUGACAGCAUCUACUGUCCUGAUGUACCCAAUGUGUAUGCUACAGAUAAAAGUACCUUGUCUAGCUUGGAUUGCUUAUCCAGCAUUGUGGAUCGGAUCACCAACUCAGAGCAACCUGGAUUGCCUCUCCAGGACCCGGCCUCUCUCUCACCAGUGGCCAGCACCGACUCUCAGCCCGCAACUCCAGGGGCCUCUGGUUCCAGGCUCAUCUAUCACGUACUAUGAACUAAAAUCUAGUCUAGAUCAGUUCUGCCCAGAGGGCCUAUUACACAGGAGGAAGGAGGCCUCAAAAGUCCGAAAGCAAGACAACGUGCAUACAAAGAUUUCCUUGCAGUUGUAAAUUUGUAAAUAUUAUCUUGCCACUUUAUAAGAAAGUGUAUUUAACUAAAAGCGAAAAAGUCACCUUUGCAAUUAAUACAUUAUUAUUUCCCUCCUCCUUCUUCUUUGCUUUAGAUACUAUUAGUUUCAGUUAUAUUACUUCUAAUAGGAGGCAACUCACUGAAGGUAGCUUAUUGCAACGCUUAACUUAAGUUUUUUUUAAAUAAAUAUUGCUUAUCAAGAUAUUAUCUCUGGUAUUUAGAUCUUUAUUUUUUCCUUCAAAACAUUAGAACAGCUGAAAAUCAGUUUCAGGAAGCUUUAAAUAUAUUUAACUAUUGUUUUUC
Messenger RNA from Manis javanica (Malayan pangolin), 1347 nucleotides. RefSeq names its product myogenic factor 5 (gene MYF5). Gene Ontology annotation, biological process: positive regulation of myoblast differentiation; muscle organ development; regulation of transcription by RNA polymerase II. The record is from RefSeq and is a predicted model, not a curated record. NCBI's taxonomy places the organism in Eukaryota, Metazoa, Chordata, Mammalia, Pholidota, Manidae. Gene Ontology annotation, molecular function: protein dimerization activity; RNA polymerase II cis-regulatory region sequence-specific DNA binding; DNA-binding transcription factor activity, RNA polymerase II-specific.